AUGAAGAUUCCGCAGAAGAUCCAGGCGGCAUUAGAUGAGGGAAGGAAGGUAUUCUCGUUCGAGUACUUCCCUCCCAAGACCGCGGAUGGCGUGGAGAACCUGUUCGAUCGCAUGGAUCGCAUGGUCGCGUACCAGCCUGCGUUCUGCGACAUCACGUGGGGAGCAGGCGGAUCGACGGCGGAUCUCACCCUGGAGAUCGCCACUCGCAUGCAGAACAAUAUCUGCGUGGAGACGUCGAUGCAUCUGACGUGCACCAACAUGCCCGUGGAGCGCAUCGACCACGCGCUGGAGCACAUCAAGGCGGCCGGGUUGCAGAACGUGCUCGCGCUGCGCGGCGACCCCCCGCACGGCCAGGACAAGUUCGUCGCGGCGGAGGGCGGCUUCUCGUGCGCGCUUGACCUGGUGAAGCACAUUCGCGCCAAGUAUGGCGAUUAUUUCGGAAUCACGGUUGCAGGAUAUCCAGAGGCCCAUCCCGACGCCAUCAGCGGCCCUGACGGUGCGACGCCAGAGGAGUACCAGAAGGACCUCGAGUACCUCAAGGCCAAGAUGGACGCGGGCGCGGAUCUGAUAGUGACGCAGCUGUUCUACGAUGUGGAUAUUUUCCUCAAGUUCGUGUCGGACUGCCGGGCCAUGGGAGUGAGCGAGCCCAUCAUCCCGGGCAUCAUGCCCAUCACCACCUACAACGGCUUCAAGAAGAUGACCGCCUUCUGCAAGACCAAGGUCCCCCAGAGCAUUCUGGACGCGUUGGAGCCGAUAAAGGAUAACGAGGAGGCUGUUAGGGCGUACGGCAUCCACCUAGGCACGGAGAUGUGCCGGCGCAUCCUGGAUGCGGGCAUCUCCACCCUGCACAUGUACACGCUCAACCAGGACAAAACCACCAUCGCUAUCCUCAAGAACCUGGGGUUGGUAGAGGCCUCCAACAUUCCCCGCUCGCUGCCCUGGCGGCCAUCCCCCAACGUGCGCCGAUGCUCAGAGGACGUGCGCCCCAUCUACUGGUCCCUGCGCCCCAAGAGCUACCUGGCGCGCACAGCAGCGUGGACCAAGUUCCCCUCUGGCCGCCUGGGCCCUGCAGAGGCGCUGUCAUACAGCGACCUGCCCGCCAAGCACAAGGCUUUCCUCAAACGCAAGUCGCGGGCCACUGCUCUUGGCAGGGACUGGGCUGUCCCUGUUGCGUCGACAGAGGACGUGAAGCAGCUGUUUUCUCGGUUUGUGAGUGGCGAGGUGAGCAGCUUCCCCUGGAGCGAGGCGGUGGAGGCCUCUAUCUCUGCGGACUCAGCCCCCAUCAGCACUCAGCUGCAUGAGCUCAAUGCGGCUGGGCUGCUCACCAUCAACAGCCAGCCGGCCGUCAACGGCGCCAAGUCAGACGAUCCUGUACUGGGCUGGGGAGGCCCCGGGGGGUACAUCUACCAGAAGGCGUAUGUGGAGUGCUUCGCUCCGCACGACAAGGUCACCACUCUCCUUGAGAAGGCCAAGGCCACGCCCUCAAUCUCCCUCAUGGCUGUCAGCUCCUCCGGCCACGUGCUCGCCACCGGGCCCGGCACGCCUGCGUCCACCACGCCGUUCUCUGCGAAUGCGGUCACGUGGGGGGUGUUUCCGGGGAGGGAGGUGAUGCAGCCGACGGUGGCAGAUUUCAUGUCGUUUCUGGCGUGGAAGGACGAGGCGUUUGGUGCGUGGGUGGAUGACUGGGCGGAUUUUUACAAGGAGGAGGACGAGGGCGCGCCCGUUGCUAAGAAGCUGCUGCAAGAGAUCCACGACACCUAUUACCUUGUCAGUGUCGUUGACAACGACUACGUCAGCGGUGACAUCUUUGCGCUUUUUGCUGGGAUCUGA
Closterium sp. Yama58-4 is the source of this 1830-nucleotide messenger RNA. Lineage: Eukaryota; Viridiplantae; Streptophyta; Zygnematophyceae; Desmidiales; Closteriaceae. The record is from the annotation of a GenBank genome assembly.